Messenger RNA from Adineta steineri, 474 nucleotides. The record is from the annotation of a GenBank genome assembly. NCBI's taxonomy places the organism in Eukaryota, Metazoa, Rotifera, Eurotatoria, Adinetida, Adinetidae.
AUGAAUAAUAACUAUUUCUCAUCAUCUUUCGAAGAUCAAGUACCAUCCUAUAAUUAUUCAUUUGAAUAUUCAUCACCAUCAACAACUACAUAUGGUUACUCAUCAUUUUUACCACCAUCGGGACCACAUUGUCCAUUUCAUACACCACAUACGUUCUAUUCACCUGUAUUACCAUCAACGAAUUAUUCACCUGCUUCAUAUACUUAUCAACAACAAUCGCAAGUAGAAUCUCCUAAUAUUCAGCAAGAUCGUACACCACUUCGUCGACAUCAAUGUUUUAAAAAGAAUGAACUUCAAAUACUGCAUCAAGCUUAUAUUCGAGAUGCUCAUCCAUCAAUUGAUAUUCUUCGACAAUUAGCUGUACAAUUAAAAGUUUCUAUUGAUAAAAUUCGACAAUGGUUCAAAAAUCGACGUCAUAGUGACAAACAAAUUCGACGAGAAACUUCAACAACACAACCUUCAAAAAUUAUAUAA